GCCAGUGUAGUGUCAUUCGGUUCGGUCAUCGCGAAAGGUGAAAAUAUGGCGAUAUUUUUGUACGACCAGUGAAAAUUUUCCACCCAAAGUUUACCCAGUUUAAUUCGAUUGUGCAGAAGAGUGCCUUAUCCGGUAACGAAAUCCGAGAAGCAUGAGCUAUCAGAUAACGCUGCAGGAUUGCAUCAACGAUAAUACGUUCGAUAUCGAUGCAUUUGAACGGGCGAUCCAGCAACAGGUUCCGCAGUACUUCCAGAACCUAGCUGAGGAAAAUCCUCAGUUCGGCUCGCUGGAUCUAGUGCCAUCCGAAGGGGGAGGAGGUUUCAGCGUAGAUCAUCAACAGCAGCAUCAGCGGGAUAGCCAGGAACAUCAAAGUAGCGGAUGUGGAAGCAGCAGCAGUAGUGAAAAUAGUAUUCUGAUUGAGUUUGAGAAAAUUGAAGAACAGGAGGACGGAGGUAAUUAUGAAAACAAUACUCUAAACGAAGAAGGAGAGUCAUCGCAUGCUACUAUCACAAUCGAGGGACCUGAUAACCAAGUGCUGGCCCGGUACCGGUGCAACUAUGGCAGCUGCAACCGCAGCUACAGUACGGUUGGCAAUCUGCGGACUCACAUGAAAACCCAUCGAGGUGAAUACAAAUUCAAAUGCACCGAAGAUGGCUGUACCAAAGCGUUUCUUACCUCCUACAGUCAGAAGAUUCACAUCCGAGUACACACGAAAAUCAAACCGUAUGUCUGUGCGGAAUCCAGCUGCAAGAAGGCAUUCAACACGCGGUAUCGGUUAAGGGCCCAUGAGCGGUUGCACAAUGGCAAGACGUUCAACUGUGGGGUCUGUGGCAAGUUCUUCACCACUCUAAGUGACCUCAAAAAACACUCACGGGUUCAUACUCAGGAGAGGCCUUACAAGUGCAAGGAGGACAAAUGUGGCAAGGCGUUUACCGCUUCGCACCAUCUGAAAACUCACACCCGUACUCACUCGGGGGAGCGUCCGUUCUCCUGUUCGGUGUCCGAUUGCCACAAGGCAUUCAGUACCCCGCAUAGUCUUAAGUCACAUACCAAAACUCAUGAGAAACCUAAGAAGAAAUUAUCCAAAUCAGCCAAGAAGCUGAAAAAAUUGGCUCAAACAAGCACCAAAGAAAAUCAAACCGUAGUUAAGGAAGAGACGGCGCCUCCGUUGGAGCAUGACGAUCCACUCCCGCUGCACGAAUCACCACCGGAGCAAGAAAGUGAACCCCACAUCCCGGAGGAAACUGCCUUCAGUUUGAUAGAUUUUCACGAAUCCAAAGCCCUGGAGAUGGCCCUCGCAUCGGAAGAGGAAUUCAACGCUCCUUGGGUGGACAUUUCCGUGUUGGGAACGAAACCGUUGGCCCUGGAUCCGGUUACUUCGUCGUGCGUGGCUCUUCCUACCAGCGUUCCUUCGUACGUGGAUCUUCCGUUCAAUGUCAAUGUGGCUGAUUUUGCCGCCGAUCCGGAGCCUAGCACCAGUUCCGCCGCCGAUAUGUUUAUGGGUACCUAUUACGAUCCUAAUUUGAUUGAGGAAAACGCGCGGAAGGAAAUCGACGAGGCAAUUCAGAUCAGUGAGCUGAACGUGGCCAAACAAGAGCAGCUAGGCGGUGUUCAGGAUACGACGGACACGAUACUGAACGAACUAUUCAUGGAAGACUUUCUGCCAUCGGGUUCCGACCAGCAACAGGAUAGCAACAACAACGUCUGUGCGGACCCGGUGAAGACCUUGAAAGAUAUUACGGCGGAUGCGGAUAUUUGCCGUUGUGUCAAUUGCCAGUGUGAUCCCAUGCAAGGCUGUCUCGGGGGUUGCGGACCAGAACGUCCCUGUAGACCUCACUCCAAUACAGACCAGCAACAGCAUUUAGUCUCUCUUCCUCAAACGAUUCAAAACUUCAAUCUCUAUCAGAGUCAGCCCCAGCAACUGCAAACGAUUGCACCGACGAUGUUGAGUUCCACCAAUGGCGGCGGCGGCGGCUGUUGUGGUCCUAAGAAACAACCCUCUAUGCUAAGGGCUUCGUGUUGCUCGGGUAAAACCAACGAACCAUUAAAUCCGGAACCGAUUGGGGAUCUUUUGACCAAUUUGCUCGGCCAGCAGGGUUGCAGCUGUAGCGGCAUGUCAGAAGGAGUCUCCAAGGGCUGCUGCGUGGUCAUUUGUCUGAAAACACUGGAAACGCUCAAAAAUGUUCUCACGUCGCAGUCCAAUCUGAUUCGGUGCCAUAGCGGAAGCGCCAGUGCCAUUGCUAAUUGAGAAAGGUGAGGAAUUUUUCUAAGAGAGUGCCAAAUUUGCCAUUACGUCAAAAAUCAUAUCCGAUCGAGAUUGAGUCAACAGUGGGGUUAUUCGCCAGAUAGUGUAUGAUUAGUCGUUUAAAAGUGCCUACAGUUUUCUCUUUUACUAGCUUCCUUUUGUUUCUAGAGUUAAGGGGUUGCAAAGUGCCCCAGGUUGGCCAAGCCAAGUUCAAAGUUUCUAUUCAGAAAGAAUUUUAUGUUACCUUUUUUUUAUGAUAUUUAUUCGAGUAAAAACAUUGUUGCGUGAUAAAUAAGAGCUUGUGUUUCUUCGCUGCUUCGCAUUUAUUAUAGGCCCCACUACUUUUGUGUAGGCUCUGAGCUGUUUGAUUUUAUUUUAAAAACACAGGAAGAAAAAUUAAUGAUCUAUCAAAAAAGCAAUCUUUCGGUUCUCUCGGAAUUAACCGAUGUUUUUUCCGCUCCAGAUGAUGUGUGAUGCUUUUUUUUAUUAGCAACCAGUAUGCCAUGCGGGCGGAUAACAUCGCGUCUACUUUCUUUUAAUAGUGGAAAGAUGUCAGGGGAAGUAAACUGUUUGUGUAUUGUUAUAAAAUAA
Molecule: messenger RNA, 2836 nt
Organism: Ochlerotatus camptorhynchus
Lineage: Eukaryota; Metazoa; Arthropoda; Insecta; Diptera; Culicidae
Gene: MTF-1
Product: Metal response element-binding Transcription Factor-1
Exons: 7
Coding region: 152-2248 (698 amino acids)
Biological process (GO): regulation of transcription by RNA polymerase II
Cellular component (GO): nucleus
Molecular function (GO): RNA polymerase II cis-regulatory region sequence-specific DNA binding; DNA-binding transcription factor activity, RNA polymerase II-specific
Source: RefSeq, a predicted model, not a curated record